UUCAGACUUCAGAAUUCACUUUUUCCCCAGUUUCUGGGAGUUGUACUAGUUCCUCAAACUCUUUUUGGACUCUCGGGCUUUCACUCUGUAACUCUAAUAAAUGUUGCCGUGAAAAUGGCGGCGCUAAUUAGAAGAAUCAGCAAAAACUCGACCUCCAUCUUUGGCAGCCAUUUCACUCUCUCUCCUCACACAAUCCCUAAUUCCCUGUCUUCAUCUCUCCUUUCUCGCAGAAGCAUUGCUUCUAAACUCUUCGUUGGAGGUCUUUCGUUUUAUACUACAGAGAAGACACUAGCAGAAGCAUUCUCACAGUUUGGGCAAGUGAUACAAGCAAAAAUUGUACACGAUCGUGUCUCAGAUCGGUCUAAGGGUUUUGGCUUUGUUACUUACGCAUCAGACGAUGAAGCUGAUAAAGCCUUGACAGAGAUGAAUGGAAUACAAUUACAUGGGCGUGUUAUCUUUGUGGAAUAUGCAAAGCCCAGAGUUGAUUUUCGUGCGAAAAUGCCCAUAGCACGAGGACCGCCUGACACUGCUGAUGCUGAAUAUAUUUGAUCACUUUGCCUAUACACAUGGAAACAUUGAAGGGAUGAAAAUACGAGUCCAGCAAUUUGCCUACAUAAUUAGGUUAAUAAAGUUGCUAUAUACAUUGGGUAUUUGGGUUUAUAUUCCACUCUUAGUCUCUCCUGAGUAUACUGCCAUAGAGACAAUGGAUCGUUUCAGCAGCUUCAUGUCAAUGGAAGUUUACCAAUGUCAACUAGAAGCUGCUCUUCGCAGGUGAAACUGAAAAUCUGCAAUGCGGUAAAGUUUAUCGUAAUACUCCUAUAGUUAUACUCUUAUAGUGUGAAACUGUGAAUAUUAGAGAUGAUAAAUUAAUCUCAAGUUAUCUUUUAAGAGUUGUUAAUACAGUUUCUUUGAUGAAUGAUGAAUUAUUUACUGGAUUAUAAGUCGAUGUCAUUUCCA
Molecule: messenger RNA, 957 nt
Organism: Beta vulgaris subsp. vulgaris (sugar beet)
Lineage: Eukaryota; Viridiplantae; Streptophyta; Magnoliopsida; Caryophyllales; Amaranthaceae
Product: small RNA-binding protein 11, chloroplastic
Molecular function (GO): RNA binding
Source: RefSeq, a predicted model, not a curated record